CGGCCGCGCGCCCCGCAGCCGGGACGAGCCGCGGCGGAACGCGCCGCCCGCGCUCGCGCGGUCGCCGGGGGAGGCGGAAGUGCGGGCGGCGGGGGUGCACUUCCGGCGCCGGGCUCGCCGGCGCCGCUCCCCGCCAUGGCGGCGCUCGGCCGGCAGGUCUUCGACUGGCACCGCCUGGUCCCCCUCACCUGGGCCCGCAUUGCUGGGCACACCCCUGGCGGAGGACAGAAAAGGACGUCUGCAGCUUUGUUGUGUAAACUGACCACAGCCCCCAGUGGAGGGGGCCUCCAGAAGUUAUCCCGGGUGGAACCCAGAAAGUACAUGCAGGAACCAGACUGCAGGACGAGUCUCACUCGGUGCCCCCAGGGGAAGCAGGGGACUCCUGAGGCUCCAGGGUUCCUGGAGCAGGAGAAGGUCGUCACUUCUCUCCUGGACAUGGGCUUCAGUGAUGUCCACAUUAACGAAUUGCUCCGUCUGUGGCCAAGUACGCACCCUCAACAGUUGCUGGACAUCAUUUCAGAAUUAAUACUCUUGGGUUUGAACCCAGAGCCUGUGUACGUGGCCUUGAAGAAAAGUCCUCAGUUGUUGAAACUGCCUGUAAUGCACGUGAGGAAGCGCUCCAGUUACCUGCGAAAGCUCGGUCUUGGAGAAGGGAAACUAAAGACGGUGCUUCUCUGUUGCCCUCAAAUCCUCACCAUGCAUCAGAGGGACAUUGACAGCAUUGUUGGUGUUCUCAAGGAGAAAUGUCUUUUCACGGUACAACAGGUGACCAGGAUUUUGCACAGAUGCCCCUAUGUUCUUCAGGAGGACCCCGGUGAACUGGAGUACAAAUUCCAGAGACCGUGGAAGAAUCCUGUCAGGCAGCGGCUCCCACCCGGAGUGAUCUUGACCCCAGGGAACAUCCAGCAACAUGUGAGGACAUUUUUGGCUCUUAGGACCGAGGGAGGGCGCCGUGGGGAUCCAGCGGCUGGAGGCCGGGCUGCCGUGAGCCAUCCUGCGGUGCACAGGAUGGCCUCAAGCAGAGCAGUGCAGCCUGAAUUGUCACCAGUGCGGAGGCUGAGGACCUGCCCGAAGGCUUCGGUUCACGAGAACGGGAACGUCAGGUUGGAAGCAGGCCUACAUUGCUUACGUUUCUUUUAUUUAAAAGGAAGUAAAUAGCUGAGUUUUAAGUUCCUUUCCCGUGUGCCCUGAAGUGCGGCUGGUAGGUUUGAGCUGUGUUUGCUGCGGGGACUCAGCACUGAGGUGCAGAUGCUUUUGUUUCCUCUGGGCUCAUGUUUGAGCAUGACAGUAAAGAGAAAGACAUUUUCUGCAAAAGAGAAGUAGCUCAGUGAAUCCCUGUGCAUCGGAGUGAGAUGUCCAGCGGGAGGAGUCCCGGCUGAGGGAGGUGCCUGUUGGAUUUGCUGGUGGGAGAGCGGUGGGGUUGGCGCAGGUCUCCUCCUCCGCCUCUGUGUCAGCCCACAUGCAAUGGGAAGGAAGGCUUUGCCUUUACUGGUUUUUUGGCUGUGGGCAAAAUUAUUGAAAACGAAGGCAUUUCACUCUUUCACUUACUCUUCCAUUUUGCAUCCCAGGUGACUGGCACUUUCCCUGGAACUUCAGAUGGGUUCUUGGGUCCAGUCAGGGGGACUCAGGAGAAUUAUAAAUUUGCAUGAUUAGAAUGGCUAACUUGGCAACUCAUGAUUGCUCCUUUCAUUUCGCUACAGAAAUGAAUUUUUAUGCACCUGAGAAUUUUGAUUACAUUAUUAUUAAUAUUUUUGGGUGGAGUUUGAGUGUAUGUUUGAGGAAGACGCCGGAGUUUUAUGAAAGAAACGUGUGAAAAAAGCAGUGUCUCAGUUAGAAUGUUUCCAGAAUGAAUUGUAAUUCCUUUGCCUCAGGAAGUCUUUUUACUAGAUACCUAAUUUGUAAAACAUCCAGAGGGGUUAAUCAUAAGACAACACAGCACCAAGCUCAGGAUUCAGUAGACUGUUUCUUGUAGAAACAAAUGUUUCUAAGUUAAAAACUGGAACACACUAGUGUUUGCCUCAUGGCUGAGGGGCUUGAGGUUAUUAACAUCGUAGUAGAGAGUUUCAUCUACUUUUCCAGUGAUAUCACUUGAUCUUGCCACUCGCUAGCGAUGCUGUAGCUCACGUAGACGCAGUGACUGGUGCUGGCGACGCAGAAGUCAGCAGUACGUGUGCAUGGCCGGGGUCUGUCUUGACUCGCCCAGUGCUGGAGCCCCUGACUGAGCGGCUGUCUUCCCCGGGUGGGCCUGGGACGCCAGGGGCGCUCUGGGGUACAGUAGAGACUUCUUGAAAUGACAGUUCCUCCUCUCUGAAAACAAAUCGUGUAAUACACAGACAUAUGCACACAAAAUUUUAAUAAAAAUAAAAAGCCUAAAAUAUACUCUAACUCUUCAAACUAUGUUUUUAUAAAAGAUGAGAAGAAGGAGCCGUCUCUGGCUUAGUGCUGACUCGGGACAGAGUCAGUGGCAGACGCGCAGGGGCUUGAGUUCCAGUUUGGGUCAGCUACUGAGAUGCUCCGCUGACACGAGGUGAGGUUGGCUUGCCUGGCUUGCGCCGCCUCCGCAGGGAGAAGGCAGAGCGGUUCGGAAGCGGUUCGGCAAGCCAGUGCCGCCUUCUGCUGCUGAAGAGGGAGAUGUGGGGAGAACCAUGCUAGCUGACAGCCUAGAACAGUCCUGCUCGAGCUGUGGACUGAAGGGGAUCUUGAGCUGGGUCGGGUCUGGUCUGCCCCGGUUAUGCAUCUCCGUGCUGUUCGGGCUCUGUGCGUGCUGGGGGGCCGCGUCAUGCUUCUGUGAGGCUCGGGGCUCUUUGGUGCCGUGGCGUGACUUGUCAUCGGGGGGGGGUGGCUUUCUCUGCAUAAGGCUGAGGCCUGGGUGACUUGAUAGACCAGGGCUUGGCCAAGUGUGGCCAUGGGACUUGCCCCCUCGUUUGGUAAGUGCUCUGGUCACGUUUCUGUGGCUGCGGUUGGGCCACCAGCACUGAGCUGAGUAGUUGCCGCAGAGACCGGUUGGUCCACAAAACCAGAAAUAGUCACUGAGAAGAAGUUGAAGACUGAAAGUAUCUAAACUCCCUCUUAGUACGAAUGAACAUUUUCUCUUUCAUAAUCUACUGGUCCAUGUGAUGGGGCGCUAGCCUGCCACAUAUCAGCCCAAAGAAUUUGCUGGAGGAGAGCAGGGCGGGGCGCCUAGAACUCAGCUUCCCUUUCCGUCUGGCCUCACCCCGGACGCUUCCUGGCACCGCUGUCUCUGCAGUGGAAGCCGGAGAGCAGUUCCUCCUCAGUUUGACUGUUAGGUCUCAGGGGGAAAAUUGCCCUCCGACUUUGGAAGCUGAGAACUGGUUCCCGGAUAUUGCAGGAGCCUUGCUGGCUCAUCCAGGGCCCAGGCGCACGCCGUGGUUGCUCCCCAGCCGCGGCACAGACUGUCCCCGUA
Messenger RNA from Mirounga angustirostris (Northern elephant seal), 3424 nucleotides. It is a transcript of the gene MTERF4, whose product is annotated as mitochondrial transcription termination factor 4. Gene Ontology annotation, cellular component: mitochondrion. Gene Ontology annotation, molecular function: double-stranded DNA binding. The transcript has 4 exons. Bases 136 to 1158 code for a protein of 340 amino acids. Gene Ontology annotation, biological process: mitochondrial transcription; regulation of DNA-templated transcription; mitochondrial ribosome assembly. NCBI's taxonomy places the organism in Eukaryota, Metazoa, Chordata, Mammalia, Carnivora, Phocidae. The record is from RefSeq and is a predicted model, not a curated record.